Molecule: messenger RNA, 5864 nt
Organism: Fundulus heteroclitus (mummichog)
Lineage: Eukaryota; Metazoa; Chordata; Actinopteri; Cyprinodontiformes; Fundulidae
Gene: sin3aa
Product: SIN3 transcription regulator family member Aa
Exons: 22
Coding region: 407-4264 (1285 amino acids)
Biological process (GO): negative regulation of transcription by RNA polymerase II
Cellular component (GO): chromatin
Molecular function (GO): transcription corepressor activity
Source: RefSeq, a predicted model, not a curated record
UGUGGUGAUAAAAUGAGCAGUCAGUAUAACCAUAAAAGCGCCCAUGUAAGCAAUCUAUUCACCAAAGCCGAGAUACUAACUGCUCCAGUUGAACCUUGCAUCAAAAAGCCUGAACUAUCCCUUUAAGAUGCUUUCACAAUGCAGGCCACAUUUUUGGUCUGUGUUAGUUUGUGCAAUAACAAAGGCAGAUAUGCCUGAUCGCUUGUUAAUGAAUCAAUACUUUCUCAGGUAUUGACAGCAGCCAUGUUUUUUUGGUCUAAGGCGAUUUAAUGGUUGUCUGCUUUAGCAAAACCGUCGGAUUGGUUAGCUGACACAGCGCGUGUCUUCGUAAAUUCACAGUAGAAGUUAAAAAAAAGAAAGAAAGAAUGGAAUAAGGUCGCGCAGCUCUCACAAGCAUGAGUUCAUAAUGAAGCGCCGUCUGGAGGAUCAGGACGCGGUUCUUGCAGCGCAGCAGCGGAGGCUCGCCAGCAACCCGGAGCCUUUCCAGCAUCGUAUCCUGGCCCCUGCCCCUGCUGCUCCGGCUGUGUAUGAAGCCGUGACCGACAACAUGCAGGCCACCGCUGGCGUCCAGUACUCCGUCCCCCAGGGAUACCAGCUUAAGCUCAACAAGGUUGGACGGAGAGCAUGUGUCCCCACCGUGGCCCAGAACAGCGGUGGGCACGGGCACGUCCCGAGUCCGGCGGUCCACACCGGACCCCACCAUCACAGUCCCGCCGUUCCGCCCCACGGGCCCGCAGUGAUGGCGGGGCACGGCCACGCAGCGGCCCCCCCAUCCGCUGCACAGGGUCACCAGCAAUUCCAGAGGCUUAAGGUGGAAGAUGCUUUGUCGUACCUGGAUCAGGUGAAACUGCAGUUUGGGAACCAGCCUCAGGUCUACAACGACUUUUUAGAUAUAAUGAAGGAGUUCAAGUCCCAAAGCAUCGACACUCCGGGGGUCAUAAGCAGGGUGUCGCAGCUCUUCAAGGGCCACCCGGACCUCAUCAUGGGCUUCAACACCUUCCUGCCCCCGGGCUACAAGAUCGAGGUCCAGACCAACGACCUGGUGAACGUGACGACGCCGGGUCAGAUCCACCACAUAACCCCGCACGGCAUCUCGGUCCAGAACAUCCCCAUAACGGGAGCGGCCACCCAGCAUCCGCCCCAGCUCCCGUCCGCAGCUGCCACCACCGCGCCGCCUCUUCUGACCCAGCCGACCCCCGCUAAGAUGAGCAAGCCUCCUCAGGCGCAGCCGCUGACACCGAGCAGCCAGCCCAAUCCGUCCAUCCCCGCGCACACCUCCCCCCGCUCUCCGCCCAUGCAGCUCCACCCGCCCCUCGGCGGAACCCCCGCUGGCCCGCCCUUGCAGAACAACCAGCCCGUGGAGUUCAAUCACGCCAUCAACUACGUCAACAAGAUCAAGAACCGCUUCCAGGGCCAGCCGGACAUCUACAAAGCCUUCCUGGAGAUUCUCCACACAUAUCAGAAGGAGCAGCGUAACGCUAAAGAGGCCGGAGGGAACUAUACGCCGGCUCUGACGGAGCAGGAGGUCUACGCUCAGGUGGCCAGGCUCUUCAAGAACCAGGAGGAUCUGCUCUCCGAGUUUGGACAGUUUCUCCCUGAUGCCAACAGCUCGGCGAUGCUAAGUAAGACCAACGCAGAGAAGGCAGAGUCCGUAAAGAACGACCACGGCGUCACCCCCAAAAAGCCGCUGCUCAACAACAAGCAGAGACCCAAUCAGAACGGUUGUCAAAUCCGCCGCCACCCGACUCCAGGGGCCACGCCGCCCGUCAAGAAGAAGCCCAAGUUGCUGAAUCUGAAGGAUUCUCCAGUGCCAGAUCCCAGCAAGCACGGAGUGGGCACAGAGUCUCUGUUCUUUGAAAAGGUGCGCAAAGCCCUGCGGAGCACCGAGGCUUACGACAGCUUCCUGCGCUGUCUGGUCAUCUUUAACCAGGAGGUGAUCUCCAGGGCGGAGCUGGUGCAGCUGGUGCUGCCCUUUCUGGGAAAAUUUCCUGAGCUGUUCAACUGGUUCAAAAACUUCCUGGGCUACCGCGAAAUGUCCCACAUUGAGACGUACCCCAAAGAACGGGCCACCGAGGGCAUCGCCAUGGAGAUUGAUUAUGCUUCCUGUAAGAGGCUGGGUUCCAGCUACCGGGCUCUGCCCAAAAGCUACCAGCAGCCCAAGUGCACCGGCAGAACUCCGCUUUGUAAAGAGGUCCUGAACGACACCUGGGUGUCCUUUCCCUCGUGGUCCGAGGACUCCACCUUCGUCAGCUCCAAGAAGACCCAGUACGAGGAGCACAUCUACAGGUGUGAGGACGAGCGCUUUGAGCUGGACGUGGUCAUUGAGACCAACCUGGCCACCAUCAGAGUGCUGGAGACGGUGCAGCGGAAGCUGUCCCGCAUGUCCGCGGAGGAGCAGGCCAAGUUCCGCCUGGACAACACGCUGGGUGGUUCCUCGGAGGUCAUACACCGCAAGGCCAUCCAGAGGAUAUACGGAGACAAAGCUCCGGACAUCCUGGACGGGCUGAAGAAGAACCCGGCUGUUUCUGUUCCCAUCGUGUUGAAAAGGUUAAAGACGAAGGAGGAGGAGUGGCGGGAAGCCCAGCGGGGCUUCAACAAGAUCUGGAGGGAGCAGAAUGAGAAGUAUUACCUCAAAUCUCUGGACCAUCAAGGAAUCAACUUCAAACAGAACGACACCAAAGUGCUUCGAUCCAAGUCUUUGCUGAAUGAAAUCGAAAGCAUCUACGACGAGCGACAGGAGCAGGCGUCGGAGGAGAACGCCACGGCGCCCAUGGGCCCCCACCUGACGCUAGCGUACGAAGACAGCCAGAUCCUGGAGGACGCAGCGGCGCUCAUCAUCCACCACGUGAAGCGGCAGACGAGCAUUCAGAAGGAGGACAAGUACAAGAUCAAGCAGAUCAUCUACCACUUCAUCCCCGACAUGCUGUUCGCACAGCGCGGCGAGCUGUCGGACCUGGAGGAGGAGGAGGAGGAAGAGGACGCGGAGCUGGAGGAGGGCGCCGCCAAGAAGCACAACGGCGUCUCGGGCAGCGGGAGCCCCUCCAAGUCCAAGCUGCUGUUCGGGAACACGACGGCGCAGAAGCUGCGGUCCUGCGACGACGCCUACAACCUCUUCUUCGUCAACAACAACUGGUACAUCUUCCUGCGGCUGCACCAGACGCUGUGCUCGCGGCUGCUGCGGCUGUACGAGCAGGCGGAGCGGCAGAUCGCCGAGGACGUCAGGGAGCGGGACUGGGAGAAGGAGGUCCUCGGACUCAAGAAGGAGAAGAACGACAAUCCGGCCGUCCAGCUCAGACUCAAGGAGCCCAUGGACAUCGAAGUGGAGGAUUACUAUUCAGCCUUCCUGGAGAUGGUUCGGAAUCUGCUUGACGGGAACAUGGAGGCCCCUCAGUACGAGGACUCUCUGAGGGAAAUGUUCACCAUCCAUGCUUACAUCGCCUUCACCAUGGACAAGCUCAUCCAGAGCAUAGUCCGGCAGCUGCAGCACAUAGUGAGCGACGAGAUCUGCGUCCAGGUGACAGACUUCUACCUGGCAGAGAGCGGGAACGGGGCCACCGGCGGGGCCGUGUCGGCACAGCCUUCAAGGAGCUCGGCCGAGGUGAUCUACCAGCGAAAAGCCGAGCAGCUCAUGUCUGACGAGAACUGCUUCAAGGUGAUGUUUUUGAAAAACAGAGGGCAAGUGCAGCUCACAGUGGAGCUGCUCGACACGGAGGAGGAGAACUCUGACGAGCCCAUGGAGGCCGAGCGCUGGUCCGAUUACGUCGGCCGCUACCUGAACCCCGACUCCACCACUCCUGAGCUGAGGGAGCACCUCGCCCAGAAGCCUGUGUUUCUUCCAAGGAACCUGAGGCGGAUCAGGAAGUACCAGAAGGGCCGGGAGCAGCUGGACAAGGAGGCGGGCGAGGGGGGAAAGAAAUGCCUGGAAAAAGAGAAGAUGGAGUGCAUGUUCAAGCUAAACUCCUACAAAAUGGUCUACGUCUUUAAGUCUGAGGACUACAUGUAUCGACGCACCGCCCUGAUGAGGGCUCACCAGUCACACGAGCGGGUGAGCACGAGGCUGCACAAGCGCUUCCAGGCCUGGGUGGACGCCUGGGUCAAAGAGCACGUCACCCGCGACAUGAUCGCCGAGACGGCCAAAUGGCUGAUGGGCGAGGGGCGCGACGGCCUGCUGCCCUGCACCACCGCGCGCCACCCGGAGGUCCUCCACUUCAUGAACAUCAACAAGUACCGCGUGAAAUACGGCCCGCCGAGCAAGGCGCCGUAGCCGACCGGAGCCGUGCAGAGGGGGUGAAAAAAGGAGACAGGUGGACUCCUGGGGGGGCGGGGGGAUUAGGGCUUAAUAUUCUGACUUUUUUAAGGCCAGCAUGGGAGCGACGGUGCUAGUCGCUCCCUUGUGUGUUGCAUCCAGGGCGGCAGGGUGACAGGUUUUGUUUGUUUGUUUUACCAGCGUUUUUAGCUGGGCCCACUUUUUUCACAGGGCCUCUGGUGCCAAAACUUAGGAGUUCUCACGUUCCAGUCGCAAAGCUGAGCUCUUACCAGCACUUAGAGCCAACGGCACAAACUUCCUCGAGCCGGUCGGAGGGGCGGGCGGCGCGGACAGCGAUGCUCGCUGGACUUUUUAUCGCUUUAGCUAGCUCCAACGCUCCCCCUCCGUCAGAGGCCAUCAGAGCUCCCGUCUUCCUGCCGAGCUGUUAUUUCUGGGAAACAAUGUGAUGGACAAGUGCACUUAUUCAGGAAGAGGGGGUUUUGGGUGGAAGGGAGCUCAGUCACGCCGGCGAGGCCCGGUUCCGACAUUCCUGCGUCCACAGCCGAGUCCCGGGCCGUGCAGCGUCACCAGGCGGAAAAGAGGGGUCGCGCUUCUUUUUCCCAAAACACACGGCAGCAUCGUUAAAGAACCGGCGCCUGAGCCCUGAGCGGUGCUGUCGGGGUUACUGUAGGAAAGCACUGUUGCGUUUAAUGGAAAGAAGAAGAGAAAGAUGUAAGGAGAGAGAGAGGGGGGGAGAAAAAAAAAGUAGACACACAACACUGUUUGGUCUCAGACUGUAAAAUUGUAUAGCUUGUUGAAUGUCAGAUCCUGACAUGUAUUCCGGUGUAUACGUGUUGUGUAUAUAUAUUAUAUAUAGUUCUAUUAACACACAGGAUCCUCGCCGCCCUGGAAGUCAACCUUUUUAAAGACGCCCUCUGCCAGUACACCAGCUCACUCACUAAACACGCGCGCGCGCACACUCGACUCAUUCUGGGAGGACUGUCCUCGUCCCGCUCACGUUGUAAAUACGCUGUAAAUAGUCUGAGACUUUUUAUGACAGAUCCGUGUUGUUGUGCUAGUCUUUCCGAGCUUAUUGUGGACUUUAGUGAUUAACGGCUAAAGUUAGGAUGUAUAUGAAAUCCAAAUGCAAGCCCAUUUAUUACCAUUUUUACCAAAGGGAGUUGAUAAUUAAACACUUGUUUUUUGUUUUUUUUUGUUUUUUUUUUUGCCCCCUUUGUGUUUUUCCUUAAUGUCUUUGCUUUUUACUUUCUGUCGUAGGAACAUUUGGAGGGGAGAAGGAAGUAGAAAGGUAUCCAGGUCUUUCCGUUUUGCUUUUUUUUUUUUUUUUUUUUUUUAUUGCUUCUGUUGACUGUGACAAUUGAUUUCAAUUGAUUGGUCAAAAAUCACUGCCUCCUCUUGACAGCGCCGUCCAAGGUAAUAGUAAAAGUUAUUUCAAAGCUCAGAAGAACUGACCCAUCGGCACGCUUCCUUCUCCCUGGGUAGUUUUCUGCAACCCACACCAUAUUUUUGAUAAUGUAAGAAGUCACACGCGCAUGUCUUUAGUCCCUUUAUUUAGACCUUAUUUAAAGUAAUAAUAAAAAAUGAAAUUUGUAGCCUA